AUGGUUAGUGAUUUUGUGCAUCAGUAUGAGAAAGCUAUAGAUGCACGUUACUUUAAAGAGAAAGAAAAUGAUGUGCGGACAAAAUCUAAACGGACGAUAAUGAAGACACCUUUUAAAAUUGAAGAGGAGGCAGUGAUUGUUUAUAGAAGAAAGUCUUUCACAAUCUUCCUAGAUGAGCUGUUCAAUAGUCUAUGGUACCAAGCAAGAGAAUUGUAUGUGAGUGGUGAGGCCAAGACAUAUGGAGUGACAGCCCAUGGUAAAGAAACACCUAUUUACCACGUGACUUUGGAGGGUGAUGAAGGACAUGCUACAUGUACAUGCCAUAUGUGGGAGUUUAUGGGGAUUCUUUGUAGACACGUAUUAUGUGUUUUUGGCAAGAAAGGGAAGUUAAAUAUAUUGCCACAACAUUAUGUUCUAGAUAGAUGGACUAUUAAUGCUAAGAGUCGACCCAUUCCAAACAUACCAUGUUCUGAUGACCAAGUCCGGCAAGGACAAUAUGAGGCUACGAUGAGAAAAAGUAAGUCAAUGAUACAACUUUAUGACAUUGUUGAACUUGCAUCACAGUCAGCUAAAAAACACAAUCACUUUACACUUGCUUUGGAGAAGGUUCACAAAGAGUUGUUUGCAAUGGAAGAUCAUGUAGAAUAUUCACAAACGAUGCCCACCAAUGAAUGUAUACCAUCUAGAAGUCAAUUUAUAUCGAACUUUUCACAAACGGUGCAGGAUCCUUUACGGGUGCCCACAAAAGGGCAACAAAGUCUUUGA
Molecule: messenger RNA, 765 nt
Organism: Juglans regia (Persian walnut)
Lineage: Eukaryota; Viridiplantae; Streptophyta; Magnoliopsida; Fagales; Juglandaceae
Product: protein FAR1-RELATED SEQUENCE 5-like
Exons: 1
Coding region: 1-765 (254 amino acids)
Molecular function (GO): zinc ion binding
Source: RefSeq, a predicted model, not a curated record